Hibiscus syriacus is the source of this 1005-nucleotide messenger RNA. Its product is annotated as WRKY DNA-binding transcription factor 70-like. The coding region runs from base 16 to 858 and encodes 280 amino acids. Gene Ontology annotation, biological process: regulation of DNA-templated transcription. NCBI's taxonomy places the organism in Eukaryota, Viridiplantae, Streptophyta, Magnoliopsida, Malvales, Malvaceae. The transcript is spliced from 3 exons. The record is from RefSeq and is a predicted model, not a curated record. Gene Ontology annotation, molecular function: DNA-binding transcription factor activity; sequence-specific DNA binding.
UAUCGGCCGACAGUUAUGGGAAGUGUGUGGAGCAAUAAGAAAAGGGUGAUAGAAGAACUUGUUAAUGGUAAAGACUGUGCUACCCAGCUUCAGAUUCUUUUGCACAAUUCCUCUGAAAAAAGUGGGCGUCUCUCGGCUCAGGAGCUUGUGCAUCAGAUCUUCACAUCUUUUGAUCACUCGAUCUCCUUGCUGACUGGGGCUGAAUCUGUUGAGGUUGCUCAGAAUCAAGCAAUUUCCUACUAUGAUUCCCCUUGUUGUAAGAAGAGACCCGUCUCCACGGAAAAGAGGGGCUGUUAUAAAAGAAGGAAAGCUGAACAGACUCGGACUGUAGUUUCUGCAACUGUUGAAGAUGAUCAUGCGUGGAGGAAAUAUGGACAAAAGCAUAUUUUGAAUUCUGAACACCCAAGGGGCUACUUCAGGUGCACUCGUAAAUACGAUCAAGGUUGUAAGGCCACUAAACAAGUCCAAAGAAUGGACGAUGGUUCCCAAAUGUAUCAGAUCACCUACAUCGGAAACCAUACAUGCAGACCAGACUCAUUCAAGGCUCCCCAAAUCAUCAGUGAUUCCGAAUCCUGGCAGUCUCACAAGAUGGUCACUUUUGUCAACUCCGACAUCCCAUCCAGCACUACAACGACGAAGCAGGAAGUCAAGGAAGAGACGACGACGACGACGAGUGGUCUCACGGACUUGGGUUCUGUUAUCAUGUGGAAGGAUAUAAUCGGUGCCGAUUAUGGGGAUGUGGUGUCUAAUGUGUAUUCAAGCUAUGAAAUCACUUCCCAGAACUUGGAAUUGGACCUUGUAAUGAAGCCUGUUGAGUUUGAAGACAAUUUUGAGUUGGAUGAAAGUGAGCCGCUCUAGUCUAGGUGUAGCUGCUUGUAAAGCUUAGUAUUAACUUUAGCUGUAACAGUUGUAAUCAGCAAUAUGGAACAAUAAGAACCAUUGAGGUUUUCUCUGGGUGUGGAAAUGUAUUUUCCUUUGGAAUAAUAGUAACCAUCAUAAUCAGUA